Molecule: messenger RNA, 1242 nt
Organism: Saccostrea cuccullata (small rock oyster)
Lineage: Eukaryota; Metazoa; Mollusca; Bivalvia; Ostreida; Ostreidae
Exons: 2
Coding region: 24-1214 (396 amino acids)
Molecular function (GO): protein binding
Source: RefSeq, a predicted model, not a curated record
UGACUUUAACCAUAAUCACAAAAAUGCAUGGGAUUACAAGCACCUUCAUGGUACUUCUGUGCACAUUUUUGAAAGCAGAAAGUUUGCUGUUCCAUGGACAAACCAAUGUUUCCUCCUCGGCUUCUAGUGGACAAUCUGAUCCUGACGUGUACAAGCAACUUCUUAAUUUGGAAAGGGAUUUAAUUUCAAUAAUGAGGAAUCAAAAACAACAAGCUCAGAAAUUCGAACAAAAGCAAACCUUAUUAGAGGGAGAGAUUCAAUCGCUGAGGCAAUGGAAUCAAACGGCCCAAAUGAAGAUAUCAUUGUUAGAAAGCGAAAACAAAAACUUGAAAGAAAGACUAGAAAACAUUAAUUCUUCAUCCACUUUAUUAAAACAAAACGUGACAACAUCAGAAGACUUGAGAAAGCUUGAGAACAUCUUAACUUUCGAUACAGAGCAGACGGUCAGAGACAGUGAAGAAAAAAUGAUGAAGAACAUGUCUGCCACCAUCACAGACCUGGAACUCCGAGACCGAUAUUUAUCACUUUCUCUGUUGGACGUACACAGCAACAUGACAAUCCUUGACCAUAUUCUUUCUAAGCUCAUGCAGCAACAGAAGACAGACAAAGAGCAACAAAAUAUGACAAUACAAAACUUAUCACUUUCUCUGUUGAAUUUACACAUUUACACACCAGUAUUAUCGUCUUCUUUUUCUAGUUUGGAUGCACAGCAGAAACGGAUGAAGAGUGAGAUCCAAACACUGACAAAUUCACAGCAAAAUGAGAUAACGAAACUGAACGAUACAAUUAUCCAUCUUAAGAAUCGUGUCCAAUUCAAUGUAGCUUUUACAGCUGCUGCAAAAACUGGCCAUACAUAUGCAAGUGGAGACACAGUUAUAUUCCCAACAGUCAUGUACCAGGUGGGAGGUGGAUAUAACCCUACAACAGGAAUGUUUACUGCCCCAAAAGCUGGACUGUAUCUUAUAUUCUGUUCUAAUGUGGGAGAUCACCAUAAAUCCUUCUGGACCCAAAUAAUGAUUAAUGGUUCACCUAAGGUAGGUGUCAUGGCUUUUCUUGGUGGACCUGUAACUGUCACCCAGUCAGCCUCCAACCUUGUUGUCUACCAGUUACAAAUGGGAGAUCGAGUAUGGAUAAGAUUGUUUCAUGGUAGUAGUCCUUACUCAAGUUUAGAAGAUACAACCUUUUCCGUCAUCAUGAUUAAUGGUUCAGACUAAAACUACCACAGUAACUGUAACAUGAUUA